GAGAGAAGUUUAGUCGCCGACUCGCGUGCAACGUUUUAAAACGUGUAUUUUGUGUUCAAUUUAUUUAUCUUGCAAUAACAUUAUAUUUUGAUAAUAAAAAUAUAUGUUUAGUGGAUUUACAUCUUUGAAACAUUAGUUCGUGGACGAAGCCAAUAAAAAGAAGCAGAAUCCUUGGCUGUCAACCUUGAAACAGUCGCCAAAGCGGUGACGUCACGUAGGACAUCGAUUAAAAAAAAAUGAAAUAUUUUAUAAGAGCUUAAAAUGACUAUUGUUCUUUAUAACUAUCGGGAAUUGGAGGAACGAGCAUCCAGACAUCUUAACGUAUGGAAAGCUUGGCAUCUGAUAUUGUACGCUCUGGCUGCGGUUUUUGGUAUUCUAAAUUAUGUUUUUCUUCAAAAUACCAUGCAGUUGGUCGACAACAACUGCGUGUUGUAUCCACGACAGUUGGCAUUUACUGUGAUAGAGUUACCAGGGCCAGUAGGAACUGGAGAUAAUGAUUUGAUGAAUGCGACGUUUUCGAACACCACAGACGGUGCCAUUACUAAUAAUGUCAAUGAAGAUGCUCAAAAUCUAGACGUCCUUGGUGGGAAUGCAACAGAUGGACUGAAAAAUAGAAGUGUAGAUACUGUAACCAAGACUAAUGUUACUGAAACUGACAUCAAUAUUAUAACAGAUAAUGAAACUCACCGUCUGGUGUUGGACACAUCACGUACCCUCUUCGGAUAUGACAGCGACUGUCAGUUCGCGGAGUACAUGCCCAUCAUGUCCACUAUUUUCGCGGCAGCGUGGGCCACCUUCUUCACCAUGUGCCCAGGAGGCGGACACUCCAGAUCAGGCCUGCAGAGACCAUGGCGUAUUCUGUCCCCGGCGCUGUUGUUCUCGCUGGUGAUGGUGGCCCUCACAGGUCACAGCUUCUCCUCCACCAACAGCGGCCUCUUCACGUUCUGCUCAGCCUUCCACAACAUCACCAAUGCCACCACUUGUUCGUCUGUGGAGCCCCACCUGUCAUCGAACCCGGAAUGGUCAUUCGGUGGUCGUGUGUCGGCGACUCGCGCGGCCUCCGCCGGUGUGUGGGUGAGUUGGGCCUGCGGCGCCGCCCUCCUCCUGGUCCGGUGUCUCACGGCUCCGGACUUCCACGUCCGUCGCACCGCCGUCGUCCUCAAAGACCCUCAACAGAAGAUCACGCCAUAUUUGAAGAAAUCGUCCAGGAAACAGAUAACGAAUAGCUCACCGGACAAGCGGGACUCGUUGUCUGUGAGAUCCGAGCCGACCUUGAUGACGGAGCUGGUGACGGCCUCCAUCGACCGCGACACGGCGCCCUCCUCCUCACAAGCGACGCCUCAACUGACACCCGCCAGGGUUCACAGAGAAAGCAUCGAAAUGACCAACACUCCCAUAUUCAAUCAAACGCCAAAAUAGUCAUUUAAUUAUUGUUUUCUAUAUAUUUAAUAUAUUUACAAUAAUUUAUUAAUAUUUAAUUUCUCUACGAGAUGUUGAUUACAUUAAGUCGUAAUUUAGUUUUUUUUUCUGGUCUUCAUCACGCCGCGCUGGUUAACUUUAUUAAAAUUUUAAUAUAAA
Molecule: messenger RNA, 1578 nt
Organism: Danaus plexippus (monarch butterfly)
Lineage: Eukaryota; Metazoa; Arthropoda; Insecta; Lepidoptera; Nymphalidae
Exons: 8
Coding region: 262-1419 (385 amino acids)
Source: RefSeq, a predicted model, not a curated record